Messenger RNA from Merops nubicus (carmine bee-eater), 153 nucleotides. RefSeq names its product ADP-ribosylation factor-like protein 8A. The record is from RefSeq and is a predicted model, not a curated record. The annotation marks the transcript as partial. NCBI's taxonomy places the organism in Eukaryota, Metazoa, Chordata, Aves, Coraciiformes, Meropidae. Gene Ontology annotation, biological process: anterograde axonal transport. Gene Ontology annotation, molecular function: GTPase activity; GTP binding. Gene Ontology annotation, cellular component: lysosomal membrane. The transcript has 2 exons.
UCAGGGCAGUUCAACGAAGACAUGAUCCCAACCGUGGGCUUCAACAUGAGGAAGAUCACCAAGGGGAACGUCACCAUAAAGCUCUGGGACAUCGGUGGGCAGCCCCGGUUCCGCAGCAUGUGGGAGCGGUACUGCCGCGGAGUGAGCGCCAUC